Molecule: messenger RNA, 1157 nt
Organism: Rhincodon typus (whale shark)
Lineage: Eukaryota; Metazoa; Chordata; Chondrichthyes; Orectolobiformes; Rhincodontidae
Gene: fxyd6
Product: FXYD domain containing ion transport regulator 6
Exons: 9
Coding region: 240-527 (95 amino acids)
Biological process (GO): regulation of sodium ion transmembrane transporter activity
Cellular component (GO): membrane
Molecular function (GO): sodium channel regulator activity
Source: RefSeq, a predicted model, not a curated record
CAGAGGUCGCUGCUAACAGAGUGAGCUCCCUACCCCUCUCUCUGUCUCAGUCUGUGUGUGGAAUGGUAUCUCAACCGACAAGGCACCGACUGAAUCCCUGUCCAACAGCAAGGCGGGGAGACUAGAUCCCGGUCCGUGUCCCACCGUGUGCGCACACACACACACACACACACAGACCGCCUGUUCCUCAGCACCAGCCCCUUCCCCAGUCUUAUAGAGGGCAGCGUGCCGCAGACACCAUGGAAGCAUGCAUGUUUGUUCUGUGCUGUGGACUUGUUCAUCUGGCUGUUGCUGGAAAUUCUACUAAUAUGGAGAAAGAUGAGUUUUAUUAUGAUUAUGAGACACUGCGGAUUGGAGGCCUAGUGUUUGCUGUCAUACUGUUUACUCUUGGGAUCCUGCUGAUCUUGAGCCGGAAAUGUCGUUGCAGCUUCAAUCAGAAGGCCAGAUCUCCCAAUGAUGAGGAGGCCCAGGCAGAAACACUGAUCACCAACAAAGCAACGGAAGCAGCAGCCAAAGUGGAGAACUGAUCAGUACCAAACAUAAAGACAUCAACAUGAGACUUGAGGCCGUUGAAAUCUUUGACAGGUUUUGGAAGACCCCUCCAACAUCGCUCCCGACUCGCUGCACAAAGAAUUGAAGCUUCAUUCAGUUUGUCUCACGGUUAUUGAAUUAAAAUAUAUAAAUAUCGAUAGCAGUGAAUGAUGUACGAAUCUUGUGAUGUGCCAUUAGCUUGUCACACUCCACCUUGUGUUGGUCAUUGCAAAGAUGUAUUGUCGCGUAGUAAGUGGUGUUUGUGUUAGUUUGUCGUUUUCUAGUCUUGCUAGAUGGUAGGUCUGUACCAGUGAGUGAAAGUGUUUGUGGAUCUGUGUGUGUGUGUGUGUGUGUCUGGGCAAACACAGGUGAGUGGCUGAGGAUAUAGUGGAACUCCAUUACUCUCAGCCCUUCACAUUCUGGUGUUGCCACAGUGAUGUCUGUGUGUCAAUAGAGUAUUAUUUAUUAUUCACUUAUAACACUACGAAUCAGUUGCUGUGUCUGCUCACGAUCAAAUCACCUCCUCUCAGUCAAAGAACUGAUGUGAGAAAGCAGUAUUGUAAAAUAAAUAAUCAAUAAACGAGACUGUUAGUGAUACCCAGCACAAUAAAGGAAAGAAUUGCUAA